GUUGCAGGAGCUGACAGUCUGCUCAGAAGACACUGUGGAUGUGCACAAUAUAGAGCUCAUGCAGUACAUCAACGUGGACUGCUCCAAACUUAAAAGACUGCUCCAAGGCCCUGCUCUUCAACCCCACCAAGUCCUUCUCUCGCGGGGCAGGCAGCCAGAACGCAGACGUGGACCUCAUGAUCGACUGCUUCGUCUCCUGUUUCCGUAUCAACCCUCACAACAAUCAGCACUUUAAGGUCUGUUUGGCCUCCGCCUCCCCCUCUACCUUUCACUUUGUCCUGGUCAACUCCCUGCACAGAAUCAUCACCAAUACUCUGUCAUUUAAAGAUGAAAUGACCACCAGCCUUAAGUUCAAAGAGAACCACAGACCUGGAUACACGCAGCUACAAGUGCCUCCUCCUCGCUCUGGUCAAACUCAUCCAUGCUGACCCCAAACUCAUGCUGCACAACCCAGGGAAGCAGGCUCAGGAGACGCAGAGCUGAUCGCAGGCCUGGUGCAGCUGGUGCUCUUGGUCAGUACAUCCCAGCUUUCCCAGGAGGCCAUGGAGGCUCUGCUGGUGCUGCACCUGCCUGAGACUAUUGAGCUGUGGAACCCUCAGGCCCCCAUUGAAACCUUCUGGGACAUCAGCUCCCUAGUUCUCUUCCUGAUCUGCAAGAAGCUGAUUGGUCACCAGAUGGUGAACAGUACAGAGGUGUUGAAGUGGCUGAGGGAGAUCCUUAUCUGCAGGAACAAGUUCCUCCUAAAGAACAAGGAGUGUGCCACGCAGGGCAGUGGAAUCCCCAUCUGCAGACAGGCCCAGACCAAACUGGAGGUGUGUCUAUACAUGUUUCUGUGGAGCCCUGACACCGAGGCCGUGCUGGUGGCCAUGUCCUGCUUCAGACACCUGUGUGAGGAGGCUGACAUCCACUGUUCCGCUAACGAGGUGCUCGUCCAGAUCAUCCUGCCCAACUACGCCACCUUCACAGAGUUCGCCUCCGUCAGCAACAUAAUGGCCACCGGACGUUUCACCCUGCAGAAGAGAGUGAUGGCCUUGUUGAGAAGGAUAGAGCACCCCACUGCAGGCAUGGGAGGACACGCAUGCAAAAUGGGAGCAGGACACCAAACAGAUUCUGAACUUUCCCAAAAACAAGGUGGAGGAUGGUCAGGAGUGGAUCAACAUGACAGGCUUCCUGUGUGCUCUGGGUGGGGUGUGUCUGUCCCAGCGCAGCAAGCCCUGUGGCCCCACCACCUACAGCCCCCCCCCCAUGGGCCCCAUGAGCGAACGCAAGUACUCUAUGGUCUCUGUGGGCGUCUGUGAGGUCUCUGCAGCUGGAGCCUCAGCCACCUGCUCCUCCUCUUCCUCCACUGAAACCCCCCUGGGCAGGUUCCCGGACCGCCUGCUGGUCCUGCUGGUAUGUGGUCAUGAGAGGGUGGGUCUACACGUCCGCACCAACGUCAA
Molecule: messenger RNA, 1439 nt
Organism: Oncorhynchus keta (chum salmon)
Lineage: Eukaryota; Metazoa; Chordata; Actinopteri; Salmoniformes; Salmonidae
Product: neurofibromin-like
Exons: 11
Coding region: 543-1298 (251 amino acids)
Source: RefSeq, a predicted model, not a curated record